AUGACAGAACAACCAGCUGCCAAGGAAAAAGAGGACCUCGUGAUAGAAAAACCAACUGACAAAGAAAAAGAGGAACCUAUCAAAGUUAACAAUUCUAAUCUUGUAGAAUUAAAAAACGCAUGUGAUGAUUAUAUUCAGAAGGUUGAUAUUGAAAUGAAAGAGCGUCUUACGAUUCACACAAAUACCAAAAAGUACUCUGAUAUUUAUAAUAUCACUUUUGAAUUUCAUGGAAGUAAUUCAUCAAGUAAAACAAAGCACAAAAUAGCGAAAUCCUUUGGUAAUUGGUUUGAUGUAAAUGGAUUAUUGAGUACAGAAAUAUUUGAGAGAGAAUUGGCCGAUGGACUGGAAUCUGUAAGGAAUGGAAAAUUACAUAUUCAGUAA
Molecule: messenger RNA, 381 nt
Organism: Racocetra fulgida
Lineage: Eukaryota; Fungi; Glomeromycota; Glomeromycetes; Diversisporales; Gigasporaceae
Source: the annotation of a GenBank genome assembly